ACCAAUUUUUUAUUAUCAUUCAUUGUUUGCAAAUGAGCAAUUUUGAUUCCGACUGUUGACGACGACGACUGCGGCCAUGGACGAUCUCAACACCAACACCAACGGCGGUGGCGGAGCAAAUGAAAACGACGACGGAUUAUCGGUAACGAGAAAGAAGCUUAACACAAAGGAGUUCCGAUCAGUAGUAAUAGGAAAAGGAAAACCGUUGAUCGUUGCGAUGUGUGGCACUUUGAUCUACUAUCACUGUGCCUAUCGUAAUUCAAGCAUCGUUUCACUUGUUUCCGACGUCUUCAUCGUUCUUCUCUGUUCGCUCGCUAUUCUCGGACUCCUUUUCCGCCAGAUGAACAUCCAAGUGCCCGUGGAUCCCUUGGAAUGGCAGAUAUCUCAGGAUAGUGCAAACACCUUCUUUGCGUGUUUGGCUAAUACCGUAGGUGCAGCUGAAUCUGUUCUUCGGGUUGCUGCAACUGGCCAUGAUAAACGCCUAUUUCUAAAGGUGGUUGUCAUUCUUUAUAUGCUAUCAGCUUUGGGAAGAUUGGUCUCAGGUGUUACUGUUGCUUAUGCUGGAGUGAGCUUGUUUUGUCUGUACAUUCUUGCUGAAAAUUCGUCGUUGUUUGGGACGUGCUCAUCAAAAUUUAGCUGGAGAAGUGAUAGUCCAAAUGAUGUGGUAGAUAACUCAUGAUAUUCAACACUCCCUGUAAUCACUGCAUGUUCUGCAAAGUAGGUAUUUUUUUCCAUUCCGCGCUCAUAACAUUUCAAGGAUUAUGUAACCAAGUUUACAUUAGAAAAGCCUUACGGGAUCUUUGUAUCCAACUUCAGAUUAAACAUCAAGACAUGUUUGGUCUGAUUAGCUGAUUUAUCAUAGUUUUCUUCAAAUUCUUGAAA
Molecule: messenger RNA, 882 nt
Organism: Helianthus annuus (common sunflower)
Lineage: Eukaryota; Viridiplantae; Streptophyta; Magnoliopsida; Asterales; Asteraceae
Product: reticulon-like protein B22
Exons: 4
Coding region: 77-679 (200 amino acids)
Source: RefSeq, a predicted model, not a curated record